This is a messenger RNA of Contarinia nasturtii (swede midge), 5329 nucleotides long. It is a transcript of the gene THADA, whose product is annotated as thyroid adenoma-associated protein homolog. The record is from RefSeq and is a predicted model, not a curated record. Lineage: Eukaryota; Metazoa; Arthropoda; Insecta; Diptera; Cecidomyiidae. Bases 128 to 5314 code for a protein of 1728 amino acids. The transcript is spliced from 9 exons. Gene Ontology annotation, cellular component: cytosol. Gene Ontology annotation, biological process: tRNA methylation.
UAGUAUUUGUGUACAAUUGCACGUGGAUCAAUUUUAUCAAUUGAAUUUCGAUUGUGAAUGUUUAUAAUUUAAGGACGAGAUACGAUGUCAACGUUUGCGGUGCGUACUUCGUCGGUGAAAAAUAGCGAUGAAUGGAAAAAAAAGCCGAGAAAAUCGAUUUACACUUUUAAAAUUACCAUCGACAAAAGUUUUCACAAAUGAGCCCAGUGAUUCCGACGCAAAAGACGCUUUGCAGGCGUUUAAAAAUGAAUAUUCCAUUGCAAACGGUGUUGAGCAACAGCUGGCGACUGUCAAUAAGUUACUCAGCCAUUUUACAAGUGACAAUACAUGGAUUCUAGAUAAGGAAAUUUUGUGUCAGUUAUUAACUGAUUUAUACUUCAAUGCUCCAUUGAAACAUCCGCUUCGUAGUAUUUUGGCAAAGGCAUUGCACAAAGAAUCAACAAAAAAACGUGAUCUUAUCAUCGAAUCCAUGAAAUGUACCAUAAUCGAAAGUAAUUGUUUUGCUCUCGAAUCGUUGCGACAAAAUCACUUGAAUACAGAGCCAAUAAGUGUCUUUGUCGCAUCGAUGUAUGGUACCUUUGACAAUUUCGCCGUCGCAAUUGUCGCAAUCGAACAUUGUUUUCCCUUACUAUUGAAGUCAAUUCAUCAAUUCAUCGAUAUUUUUAUGAAAAUGCUGCAAAAUGCUGAUUUAUCUCCAGCCCGGCGCACUGAAGUGUUUAUCGAUUUGCACAAUACAAUUCGUAUUGUUUUAUCCGGUGUGCAACAGUUUCAAAUGCAAAACAUCGACUUCACUUUAUUGGAUCCAAUUUUAUCGCAGUGUUGGUCUGAGCUGUUGGAUGACCCAGUCUAUGCUGACGCUCCAAUUGAUACAAAAAUCAAUUGUGCCGUAUUAAAAGUCAACUAUGAUCGUCUGUUUGGCAACAUUUUCGAACCAAAACAGAAUAUUUUCAGUCAAAUUGGUUUGGAUAACAAUACAAAAAUGAAUUUUUAUGCGAUUGCCAUUGUAAAUACGAUAGUCGAAAAGGAUUUAACCGAUGCCGACUUUUAUCCAGUAUUAAAAGUAGUGCUAGAACAAUUAAUUGGGACUGGAAAAAAAUUUACAAUCGACGGAUGUUUGAUGAUGGCCUUAACACGUGCUCUUGUACUUUACACAAAAAAGUUGUUGUCAUUAAUGAGAAAAGUCAAUGUAGACACUGACACCGGCAAAACAUGUUUACGAGAAACUGUGCAGGAAUGUCUUGGAUUUGUUUGGAUAAAUAUACAUCAUUCGGUUGAUUGUGUUCGCUAUUUAUCAAAAGAUUUACUGAAAAACUUACUCAAACUGGGCCUAGAGCAGCCAAAACUAUUCGAUGGGGUGGUCAGUGAAACGAUUGAUAUUGCCAAAUCAAAUUGUACAAAUGAAACAUUGACAUGCCUCUUAUUGGACUAUCUCAGCCAAGUGUUUACCACGUCAUUUGUGUUGAGUGAAAUUCCAGAUAUUCGAGAGAAAAUUCUGAGUAAUUUAUUUAACGAUUCAUGUUGGGCCCUAUGCUAUGAACAAUUAAUGUCGAAAAAUUGCGAAAUUGAUCAUGAAAAAUGGUGUUUACGAUGGAUUCAACCAUUGUUGCGUGUCGAUGCGGUCGAAUGGAAAAAUGAUUUUGAUCGUUUGAAAAUGAUUCGCAAUUUAUUUGAACGUGCAUUGAAAACGAAACCAGAAGCAGCCGAAUUUAUUCUUGACGAUGCAAAUAUUUCGAUUGAAAUUUAUUUAUUUGUACUUUGGAUAAUGAGACGAAGUGGUCGAAAAAUUUACGCGCCCGAUAACUAUCGAGUAUCGGCCGAUACAAAAGUGAUUUACGCAAAAGUCCAUCCAUUGGAUGAAAUUCGAAUUUUAGCGUUUCGCAUUUUAAUCGAAUGCCAUAAAACAUCGUCUCAGUUUCCAGUUGAAGAUUUGAAUGAAAUUUUGGAAUUUUUCCGAUACAAUUGUAACGGCCAAAAUCCAUCGAUGCGUCAACAGAUUAGCACAACCAUGAAACGGGCAAUGGUUCGUCUUGAAUGCGGUUAUGCAACAGCGAAACGAACACCAUCUGAGGACAGUGAAAAACUAUGCAGUACUUACCAGACAUUUUUACAUGAUUUAACCAAAUUUUGCAUAGAUUGGUGUUUAUUUGAUGGCAGCAACUUUGGACGACGUUCUACAGGCCUGAAUACACUCCUAUGCGCCGUCCAAACGUGGCAAAAAAUUCUACCCGAAAAUGAGUGCAUUUACACAGAAAAACUUUGGAUUCGACUACAAAAAAGCUUGGCCGAUUCAUAUGAGGUCAAUAAAGAAAUUGCAAGCAAUAUUUUAAUGCUUUGUUGGAAAUUCUAUCCAGAUAAAACCAAAAUAAUUUACAGUUUGGAUGAUUUAAGAAAGUUCAUGAUCACUUUUAGACCCUUCGAUACCAUGACUGCGGCUCAGUACAUUGUCUUUUGUUCAUUCAGUGACACUUAUUUCAAAAACUAUUAUGAUGCGGUUAUUUGGUGUGAAACAAUUUUGGAUGAUGGUUUGGCUGUGGUGAAACGAUCACUUUUACAACUUGCCAGAUACAAUGCAUUGUAUGGAAUUAUAUUAAGCAUUCGAUCACUUUUGAAACGAAUUGACUUUUCUACCAUCACUGAUCCGACUGAAAUUAGAAAUUGGCGUUCGUUCUUCGAACGAAUUAUACCGAAAUGUAAAGAAAUCACGGAAAUUGCAGCCCCCGUUGUCAAUAGUAGUGCGCCUGAAGGCCACCUGCCAAACGAUUUAAAUGAUGUAUCACAUUACUUAUCGACGCCAAAUGACGAACCUCCUGCUGGUACUUCUCAGAUUAAAGUUACAUCCCAAAUAAUUUUAAUUUGCGCAUGGCGCGCGGUUCGAGAAGCAGCUCUUUUGCUCGGAGAAAUUGCUUUGCGUAUUCCAGUUCUGUCGGAAAGAAAUCCAAAUGGAUUCGUUUCAAUUGACUUUUUAAUCAAAAUCGGUGAUCAUUUCCAAAAACUUUUAGUUGAAACAAAACAUCGAGGCGCAUUCGAACAAUCAUUUUUGGGUUUUUCGAAUUUGUGCUUGCGAUUAUGGAGGUCACAUGAGCCACAACUUCAUUCGUAUCCGAUGAAAUUGGUGAAGAAAAUUGCAAAUAUUGUUUCGGGUGACGAAAUAGAUGCAGAAUUAGAUGUGAAUAAACUAUGCAUAACGCGAAGAAGCGCUGGCGUACCCUUUAUGGUACAAGGCAUCGUUAUGACAGAAUCACAGGUCUGUUCAUCGACAACUCUUACCUUUUGCAUGAAAACAUUUUUGAAUAUUGCAAAAACCGGAUCCAUUCCCGAAUCACGUACACACUCAUUGAACAUUUUAAGGGCAUUGUUCAGAUGUGCCGAAUUGGGUGAAGCAGUGAGUGAAUACAUAUCGGAUGGCAUUGAGUGUUCGAUACGUGGAUAUAGUGCUGCGUCAUGGCCAGAACGAAAUUCGUCUACUUUGCUCUUCUCAGCACUUAUGAUUCGUGUAUUCGGUGUUCAACGAUCAAAAAUAUCUGAAAAUAUGAGCAUUAAAAAUAAAUCCACCGGUCGCAUUUUCUUCAUCAGAUAUCCACGAUUGUAUGACUUCUUCUACGUUGAACUGAAGUGUGCCAGCGAAGCAAUUAAACGAAAUGAACGUCCGCCUCGUUUACAUCCAUUAUUGUUGCUCAUCAGUCGAUUGUAUCCAUCGUCACGUGAAGGAUCUGAUUCGAAUUUUAAAUUGUCCACAUACAUUGCGUUCAUUUCAACAUGUAGUUCAAGUCCGGAAUUGGUUACGCGACAACUAUCAGCCAAAUCAAUAGUCGCAUUAAUUCCAUCCGUGAAUGUUGCUGAACGUCUCUUCUUCAUUCUAAACGAAAUCGAUGCAAAAACAUCAGUGAAUGCAACGCAUGGAUAUUUACUUCAAGUUUUAUACUUGCUGCGUUCAACGAAGGAAGAAAAUCAUGACAUUGAUGCUCAAACUUUACAUGAGUUUAUAACAAAAUUUCUGCAGUUAAUCAUACCGGUGAAUAAUAUUAUCGGAAAAACUUACUUGGAAGUACUUUUGGAGAUUCUUUUGACUGAUCGAUUCCAUCCGAUUGAUGCAGCGCUGAUGCAUCAAUUCUUUGAAGUUCGUAAUAGAUUUGUAAAAAACUUUGCACAAAGCGAUGAAUAUGGUAGAUUGACGCAGUCUUAUGUGCAAAAAACUUUCACCAUAUUUAAUUUAUUGCUGUCAAUCGUUGCGGAAAAUGAAUCACCGGUCAUUACAUCCAAAGUAGUGAACACUAAAAAUGAAUUGGUCGAAACACAGUUGAACAUCAUGUAUUUACUCUACUGUCAGUCAGAUCAAAAAACGAUUGGAACAAUUGACUUUUCGUGCUAUGAAAUUGAGCUAGUCAAAUUUAUCAACAGAAAUCAUUCGAACAACACAAUUAUUUUGCAAUUACUUCCAUCAAUCUGUGAUUUGUACAAUAUAAUUGAUUUGAAUAGAGAAUUCUAUCCAUUCGGUGUGAUAAAAGCUUAUGAGAUUUUGAGCAUGUUAAUUACUCCAAUUGAUGCAUUUGAGAAAAAUCCAGAAUUGAAACCAUUAGCAAUUGGUGAAUUAAUCGAUAUUAUGAAUACUGCAAAUAAUGAGGAUGCGGUGGACGAUGUGUCCGAAGCACUGUGGAAAUUCACAUAUGCACACUUGAAACAUUAUCAAAUCAAUCCAUCUCAAAUAACCAUCGAACAAAUGAAGGAAAUUGUAUCACAUUUGAGAAAUUCAACACAAUCCUAUAAAUCAUCAGGUUUGAGACAGACUGCCACCGAAAUAUUCUCGUUAGUGAUCGAAUAUUUUGUAAAAUGCACCGAUUUAGAGCUUAUAAUUUCAUUCUCCGAAUUGUUAUUAUUUUUGCUGCGCGACGAUGAUUUUGCUGUUAGAAAUCGUACUUCUGAAAUUGUAAUGGAUAUGAUUGAAGGCAACGAAAAUAACCAUUCGAUUGAUAAAGUGAUUUCUUUGGCCGCCGAAGACCAUUUAUUACAAUGGCUCGAUACAAAGUUCAUAGAAUUUGCAAAGAAAGAGGCAUGGUCAAAAUGGUUAGAUUUACUUCGGUUGAUUUAUAAGCCUUUGGCUGGAAAUGCGGACGAAAACGUUGAUGGUGACAGUAACGAAGAUAAUUUAAUCGAUGUUGAUAUUUUCGAUGAUACAGAGGCGAAUACAUUUGAUGAAACGAUUUAUACGAGUUAUAAAUGCUACAAUUUUGUUGUUAAACACAUAAAUAAUGCACCAUUAGAUUCAGUUAAAAAACAAGAAAUUCUCACAGAAUUCGCUACUCUACAAAAUAUUUAAAUUUUCUAAAAAUAU